AUGAUAGAUGUGGCAGUCAGAAACAUAUCAACACUCAAAUUCAUUCUCCAACAUUAUUCAAUUAAAGAAUUUUUAUUGGUUUAUAAUCAAAGAAUUGGAAUUCUAUUUAAUAGAACUAUCGAUGAACACAACGAUCUAGAGUUAAUACAAUAUAUAUAUGACACAUUCAACGAUCACUGUGAGUUGGAAGUCUGGAAUGAUACUCAAAUUUGCAGUCCAAGAGUAUUCCAAUAUUUGGUUGAAAUGAAUUUAAUUAAUCCAGAUAUGUAUCGAGGAAGAAAAUCCGAGGCAUAUUUCUUGCUUUGUAAGGCUGGGUUAGAAGCUAUUGUCUGGCUACACGACAAUGGAAUAGUUGAUUGUGAUAAUCAAUCAUAUCAAAAUAUAUUACUACAACAAAAAAAUCUAAGCCAGAAUAUUAUACCAUUCAUUCAAUUUAAUUGUAAUAUUUCAAAUCAAGCUUUAUUACAAAUAAACUUCAAAUAA
This is a messenger RNA of Cavenderia fasciculata, 483 nucleotides long. RefSeq lists its product as uncharacterized. The record is from RefSeq and is a predicted model, not a curated record. The coding region runs from base 1 to 483 and encodes 160 amino acids. The transcript has a single exon. Lineage: Eukaryota; Evosea; Eumycetozoa; Acytosteliales; Cavenderiaceae.